Messenger RNA from Cynara cardunculus var. scolymus (artichoke), 1622 nucleotides. Its product is annotated as cardiolipin synthase (CMP-forming), mitochondrial. The transcript is spliced from 8 exons. Lineage: Eukaryota; Viridiplantae; Streptophyta; Magnoliopsida; Asterales; Asteraceae. Gene Ontology annotation, cellular component: mitochondrion; membrane. Bases 1 to 1008 code for a protein of 335 amino acids. Gene Ontology annotation, biological process: cardiolipin biosynthetic process. The record is from RefSeq and is a predicted model, not a curated record. Gene Ontology annotation, molecular function: cardiolipin synthase activity.
AUGGCCAUUCUCAGAUCACUCAGGAAACUUGCCCAGAAAACCUCUGACGCUAGGAGCAGGAGCUUCUUCAUCUCCACUCCAAAUCCCACAUCUUUGCGAUCCCUAAGGUCUUCGAUCUUCCUCUCUCGUUCUUCGAACUCGCUAUUUCCUAGAAUAUCUAAGUCGGACUACCCAUUCCAUGGCCCACUUUUCCUCUCUUAUCCUCCAUGGAUGCUUUUACAAUCCGCCACCCCUCUAUACUUCCAAUCCCACGUCGUUGCCAUCCCUAAAAUACGGGCUUUUGACUUGAUUCGGGAACGUAAGUUCCCGCUAAAAUUAGGGUUAAUAUCGGAGGGAAAUUUGGUUAAUGGGAAGGAAUCGGAGACCGUUGGAAGAGGCGGCGAUGAUGGAUUGGUGGAGAGUUUCGUUAAUUGGCCUAAUAUGAUUUCUAUGAGUAGAUUGGUUUCUGGCCCCGUGCUUGGAUGGAUGAUCAUGCACGAUAUGUAUCUUCCUGCAUUUGUUGGGCUUGUUGUCUCUGGGGCAACUGACUGGUUAGAUGGAUAUGUUGCCAGAAAGAUGGGAAUCAAUUCUGUGGUUGGUUCAUACCUUGAUCCUCUUGCCGACAAAGUUCUAAUUGGAUGUGUUGCCUUGGCCAUGGUAGAAAGGGGUCUUCUGCACUCAGGACUGGUUGCACUUGUUGUAAUGCGAGAUCUUGCUCUAGUUGGUGGCGCAGUGUAUAUAAGAGCUAGUCACUUAGGUUCAGAGUCAAGGACCUGGUUAGAGUUCUUCAACCUUGAUGGGAUCCGCCCGCAGAAAGUUGAGCCUUUGAUGAUCAGUAAGGUUAAUACCUGCUUCCAACUAGCCUUGGUUACGGCUGCUCUUCUGCAACCCGAGUUUGGUACUCCAGAAACCGAGUCAUACAUCACAUACCUAAGUUGGUUAGUGGCUUCAACAACAUUGGCCUCCACUGCAGCUUAUAGUAGACAACAUCUGAAGAGCAGAUCAAUUUUCAUCCAAAAGAAUGUCUAAUCCGAAUGCUGAAAGCAAGUUCCACCCUGGCAGAUAGUAUCUUCUCCCAUGGAAACCGGUAUGUUGUUGCCAUCUGUAGGUCCAUUUUUCAAUGCGUGUAAAUAGUAGAUGAGUUUUGCUUCACUAUUGAACCAUGCAAACAAACACACUCUUGCACAAGUCAGGAUCUUCAUGGAAGCAACCGCUUUACUUUUUUGGGGUAGAGGUCAGGUUUGUGCACAUCUCACUUUCUUAGACCCUACUUUCGAGUGAGAUUUAAUGUGUCGGUUUGGUUUUUUGAGCCAUAAAAACAAACAUGACUUAGGAAUAGGUAGAAAAUAGCUGAGAAUUCUUUUUGGAAUUUAUGAUUGUUGACAUUAUAGUUGUACUAGGUUUUCUAUUAAAAGGAUAUGAUAAACUGAAGUCAAGUUUCUUAAUCUUCUUGCGUUUGGCUUAUUCGAUUAUGUAUUUCCUCAACGAAGUAGCAAGUGAUUGUUUUGCAAGUCAGGGGUUUCCACAUAAAUAACCUCUAUCCCGUCUAGGACAGGGUAAGGUCUUUAAACAUCCACCCUCGUCACCCUCGUCCCUGUUUUUACGUGGGAUAUAAUGGAUGAUAGGCGAUUUGUGCGAACAUC